Molecule: messenger RNA, 1971 nt
Organism: Cheilinus undulatus (humphead wrasse)
Lineage: Eukaryota; Metazoa; Chordata; Actinopteri; Labriformes; Labridae
Gene: aqp3a
Product: aquaporin 3a
Exons: 6
Coding region: 48-956 (302 amino acids)
Biological process (GO): water transport; glycerol transmembrane transport
Cellular component (GO): plasma membrane; basolateral plasma membrane
Molecular function (GO): glycerol channel activity; water channel activity; urea transmembrane transporter activity
Source: RefSeq, a predicted model, not a curated record
UUCUGUACCCAUCCUCUCACAGCCUCCUCAGCCUCCAGCAAGAAAACAUGGGAAGACAUAAGACGUAUUUGGACAAGCUGUCCCGGUUCUUCCAGAUCCGUAACCUGCUGCUUCGCCAGGCCCUGGCAGAGUGUCUUGGCACCCUAAUCCUUGUGAUGUUUGGCUGCGGUGCUGUGGCCCAGCUGGUGUUGAGCGGUGGAUCUCAUGGCAUGUUCCUCACUGUCAACUUUGCCUUCGGCUUUGCUGCAACCUUAGGCAUCCUGGUCUGUGGCCAAGUAUCAGGUGGCCAUCUGAACCCUGCAGUGACCUUUGCCCUGUGUCUGCUCGGACGAGAGCGCUGGAGAAAGUUCCCCAUGUACUUCCUCUUUCAGACAAUCGGGGCUUUCUUUGGUGCUGCGAUCAUUUUUGGCAUGUACUAUGAUGCUCUGUGGGAUCAUCCUGGAUGUUUCAAUGUGACCGGACCUAAGGCCACAGCUGGCAUCUUUGCUACCUACCCUGGGAGACAUCUCACUAUCGUCAAUGGCUUCUUUGAUCAGAUAAUUGGUACAGCAGCGCUCAUAGUUUGCAUUCUGGCCAUCGUGGAUCCCUACAACAACCCCAUCCCCCAGGGACUGGAAGCCUUCACUGUGGGAUUUGUGGUUCUGGUCAUUGGACUGUCUAUGGGCUUUAACUCUGGAUAUGCCGUCAACCCUGCCAGAGACAUCGGACCACGACUUUUCACAGCGAUCGCUGGCUGGGGCAGUGAAGUCUUCACGGUUAGAAACGGCUGGUUCCUGGUGCCCUUGUGUGCCCCGUUCCUCGGCACCAUCAUCGGCGUGAUGAUCUACCAGCUGAUGGUUGGCUUUCACGUGGAGGGAGAAAUUCGGGACAAAAAGGAAUCGGAGGAGGAGACAGUCCGACUCACCAACGUCACCUCCAAUGACAACUCCAAAGAUUCGACUAAAGAUGUGCACUAAGUGUGUUAGAGACAUUCGGCGACACAUGCACAUCCUGUAAAUAGCAACACAGACCACCAUUUCUUUCCAGCUUUGUCUGACAUGUUUUUUAUACGUCUUUUCAGCUGUUGGAGAUUUCCCAAGAUAGCUGUGUUCUUGUGAAAACAGUCGACUCUCAUUUUUUUUUGUCAUGUAUUUGUAUUGUAUUGUAGAGUCAUAAUUGUGUAUACAUGUAGAGGGGAAGGACACAACAUUAGAAACACAGAAUUACAUUAAUUCUUAAAUUAAAAGAUUAACAUUUAAAACUUAGUGUCUGUAACACUCCAGUUUGAACAGUAUUGAAUGCUUUGUACUAAUAAAGUUUUAUGUAGCUUUUUUGUUAUACAUGUGUAAAGUUGAUGUAAUUAGAUAGAUGCACAUCUCUCCCUACCAGUUUGAUUCACAGAUUUUUUAAAAAUCAAGAACAUUUCAGGAAACAUGUUCAGUAUCCCACCAGAGAAUAUCUGCUUAUGUAUUUCACAUUUUAGUUCAUUAAAUGAUAUGAUGCAAUCCAAGUAGACACCCAGAUGUGUGUUAGGUAGAGCAGAAAGAUUUUGGUGAAACAAAAUCCUUUCCACUGCAUUCUUCACUUUACCACUGCCAUUUUAGAGCAGCUAUGUAAGGGCUGCUGUCUUUAAAUAGACUCUCUUUGCCCUGCUAAAGUCUGUACCAGAAAGUCUUAGAAAGUUGAACUUUGUCGUGAUAUACAAUCAGCCGGCAACUUGAUUAUUUCCCCUUUUUAUUCACCCAUGUCUACAGGAGCUAAAGUAGUUGCAUCUGUGAAAAAUAUCAGAUAACAGUUCUCAUUUUCUAUGUGCAUCACAAUGAUAUCCCAUUACAACCUCUGGAGAUUAUGUUCAUUUAUGCCUGUAAAAAUGUAUUUUUGUGUCUUGUGAAUGUCACCACACAGAGGUGCUAGACUGGACAACGAGCACCUUGUAGGCUGAAGGGAAAUGCUUUUGAACCAGUACAAUAAAGUUCUGUUUUUUUAUUGGUG